AUGCCUGUCGGCCAGCCUGCUCUCCGAUGUGGAUUGUCAAGUUUCACAUCAUCACCCCACAUCAAACAGCACAGGAAGUACUGCAUGUACAUAUGUCAGAAACAAAGACAGUACAGUCAGUUCUACAAGAUGAUCCGACUAUGUUGGUUCAUGCUGUUGCUCUCUCUUUUCGCCAAUGCAAAAGUGUACAAAGAGUCUGGCGAGAGUAUCACGUUGGAAUGUUCCUCUGCAGGAUGUCCUAGGAGCAUUGAAGGGUAUACUGGCAUGUAUUUGUAUCAUGAAUUUAAGGAACUGGAUGAGGUGCUUUACUAUCACUCUAUGCCAGGAAAAGCUGACAAAAUCACCCCACGACUGAGAUACAAAGGCAGGACUCAGACAAAAGGACCUUUGAAGAACAACACCAUUACCAUCAGCAACCUGACCGUGGAUGAUACUGGCUUAUACCGCUGUGUCUUCUUCAAAUUUCCCAGUGAUUAUGUUCAUUGCAAAGUCUACACACUUUUUGUAGGAGGAGCUGAUAUGACUGCACCAGAUCACCAGAUCCUACCUGCAGGUGGAAUCAAUGAGAGUGGCGUUGUCUGCAAACCGUGUGAUAUCCUGCAGCAUCCUGCUUCAGGAAUGCCUUGUGCUUCUACCAGUAAGAAAAGUCCACCUCUGGUGUUAAUCAUCAUUGCCACCAUCGCCAGCAGCACGCUGGUAACUGUGAUCUUCAUCCUGCUGAUCCUCCCAAGGGUGAAACAAUGGACUAGCAACAGAAGAAGAAGAGAACGGGUCCCGCAGGUCUCCAAUGAUUAUGUGUAUGAAGUUAUGACCAAGAACGGCUUUUGCUCUCUUGCAGCUUCAGAGCAGUCACCGCCAAGUCCAUAUAAUUUCGCUUAGCAUUGUAACAUCAAAUGUUAUUGCCGUGAUGAGGGUAGAUUUACUUUUUAAUUGUUUGUUGCUUGAUGGAAUGUUUCAAGUGAUUUAAAUCAUCAUAAAUGAGACAAAAAGUAAAAUACGUAGUUUAUAUGUUUAACAGCUAAACACUCCUAAAAGUGUUUCAUUGUUGUGAAAGUAUCACCUGAAAGUGUGCUUAUUGUACCUGUUAGAAAAAUGAAUAUGAAUCUGGGGCAGAUAUUUUUGAGAUUUGUGUCGGACGAUGUGAGUCAUGACACGUGGGCCCAAACCACAUACUCAACACAAUGAGGGGGAUGGGAUAUAUGUGAUGGUUGUUUGCAAGUUACAGGGUAAAGUUCUCAUAUAUCUUAAAUCUAAUAUAAUCCAUAUAUCCAUAAAGGAGUUAAUAGUUUCAUAUAUUGUAAAUCAGUUUUAUGUUGAUAAUUGUUUUUGUGUAUCACUGUAAAGCAAUGAAUAAUGUGUUUCAUAUUUUGUAUUUUGCAUUUAUAGUUUCCGAUCAAACAAUGCUACUGAAUAUGAUGCAACAUUUGUAUGUGGACUUAAACUUCAGACUGAUAUUUGUAAAGCAGUGUCUAAAUUAAAUAACAGCUUCUUGAGUUUUAUCUGCACAUGUGAUAUUCAAGAGUGCAUAUGGGUGUACAAACAAAUGUAGAAUAUUCAAUAAAAGCUUAAG
This is a messenger RNA of Morone saxatilis (striped sea-bass), 1570 nucleotides long. RefSeq lists its product as uncharacterized. Gene Ontology annotation, biological process: adaptive immune response. NCBI's taxonomy places the organism in Eukaryota, Metazoa, Chordata, Actinopteri, Moronidae. Bases 1 to 879 code for a protein of 292 amino acids. Gene Ontology annotation, cellular component: membrane. The record is from RefSeq and is a predicted model, not a curated record. Gene Ontology annotation, molecular function: signaling receptor activity. The transcript has 6 exons.